AUGGCAACUCGAAAAUUUACUAAAACUGGUGAAAUUUUUAUAGAACCUAAGAAAGGUGUUGAAACACCCUCUUUUGUUUACGUCACAGCAUCAGCACAAACUAAUCUUGGAGCUGCCUCUUCUUCAGAUUGCAGAAUUUAUACUUUUGAUUCAGCGGCAUGCAAAUCAAUAUCAAACUUUCCAGCACACACAGGCGUUAUUACAGGACUAAAGUGGAAUGAUAAGUCCCAAAUUCUUGCUUCUUGCUCUUCAAAUACUGAUACUGAAGGAGGAGGUAACGAGUUCAAAUUAUGGGAUAUCAGAACAAACAAGAAUUUCGCUACAUUUUAUCCAGAUGCUGCUACUCCAGAAGCUACUUGCAUUGAAUGCUGCGAUAUUUCGUGUGAUGGAACAAUUUACGCAUGUGGUACAGACUUUGGUAUAUUCACAUGGGAUAUUAGAAGGCCAGAGUGCAAGCACAACCACGUAAAUAUCAUGUCAGACACAGUUGCCAGUAUACAAUUCCAUCCAACAGUAAAUUCUACAUUUGUCGCAGGCGAUGAUGACGGAAAUCUCCUUAUCUACGACUUAGACGGCGAAGUAGAUGAAGAUGGUGAUGAUACAUCUGUUAUUUUCGCUGAAAAUGACAGACAACCAAUUUUCCAGUGCGGAUUCUGCGGAACAAACAGAGUUUUCACACUCAGAAGAAUCCCAGCCGGUAUCGCUAUUUGGGAUUUCAUAGAGCAGCAGAGUUUGGCUGAUUUUGAUGAUAUUAAACCGAUGUUGAACGAUUGCUUCGGAUAUCCGAUCGACAUUCAUUGGGCUGGCGACUAUUUGAUGUUCGCAGGUGGUGAUAGUGAGGGUGGUGUUGCUCUCAGCCUUGUUUCUGAGAACGGAUGCACUCUUUUCCACAAAAUUGAAAAAGCUCACAACGACUGCGUCAUGGCAUCUCAUAUUAGUAUAUGCGAUGGUGGAGAUCUCAAGUUGUUCCUCGCUGGUGAUGGCGGACAAUUGUCUUUUUGGAAAGUUACUGAAGCAUAA
Molecule: messenger RNA, 1020 nt
Organism: Trichomonas vaginalis G3
Lineage: Eukaryota; Parabasalia; Trichomonadida; Trichomonadidae
Product: WD40 repeat-containing protein
Exons: 1
Coding region: 1-1020 (339 amino acids)
Molecular function (GO): protein binding
Source: RefSeq, a predicted model, not a curated record